CUCCUUUCAUAAUCUUUGUUUUUAGCAGGAGCUUCCGCCUUUGCAUCACGAACGUCAAGCUGACCACCGAUUACGGAACUAGAGCUAGAGAACAAGUUCCCCGCCCACUUUCAAGUCGAAUCGCAGAACUGUCUCUUGAGACGAGGAGUGGAACGGAGGUUUCCACAUAAAGAAGCUCAAAUUUGAACUGCAGUCUUUUCAAUGCUGUCAACUUUGAUCCUGUCCACUGAUCCGGCAUCUCCGUGGCGAAAGAUUUGAGUAUCGAGACGUUCAAUUUUCCUCUGCAAGUUCUACUGGCUAAAUGAGCUGUAGGUAUUGUGAAGGAAAGAGCAUGACGCGACGUGCAUGUGCAUCAGCGGAAUUGAUACACUGGCCCCGAAUACUGCAGAAAGUGUAGAAAUUUGUGCAGGUGAGAGGAGCCAGCAUGGCGAGUGUGGCUGCAGCCAUCGAGGAAGCAUCUGUCUUCAAAGCUGAUGAAGACCUCUGGUGGGAAUCUCAUACACAGCUGUUCCAGCUACUGGACAAGAGUAUUUCUAGUGAUGGAGGGCAGUUUUCAGACAGGAGCAGACGUGAUAUCUCGGACUAUGACACAGAGCAGCAAUUUGGCAAAGACACUAUCCUGGCCGAAAAGCUGAAGAAUAGUCACCGGUGGCUGCUUCAGCUAUUCAGACGUUUCAAGCCCCCGAGUGUAUCCUCGAAAGCUGCUCUUAAUUCCCCCCGAGUAGCUGUGGGCAAAUGUAUAUUGGAGAUAAAAGCACAUACACGAGAUCUGGCUCUUCGAGUGAGCACGAUCCUGGUAUUAGAUGAAAUUCAAGCCUACAUACUAUCGAACAGGUUAUGUGAAUCAAGAGUUGUAUGUAGUCCACCGGAUGAGAGUGUGCUUCUUUCAUCUAUUGUAAUGAGUUUCUACAUGGAGAAGCAAAGCUUGUUAAAAAGUUUACGCCUUCUUUUGACAUGCCAAAUGGCUGAAGAAGAUUCUUCGGCAAGGCUAUCGCAAGCAAUAUCUGACGAAGUCAAGAAAUUGUUGGAGGAUGGAUUAGAGGAUAAACUGUUAGAAUCUCUCAAAGACUCUCUCUCUUCGGCGCAACCUCAGCAUCUGGAUCGUCAAUACGCUGAUUUAUGGGCGGAAGAAGCAGCUUUGGAGCAAACUCUUUUGCUCGACAAUGUGUUUCUUUUGUAUUACGAGCCACUUUGUGUAUGCAAGUUUACACGGUUGAAGGAGUUGAUUAUUCUGUUCGAGGGUUUAACUGUCGGGGGAAGCAAGAAUGAAAUCUUAGCGUUGACUCCGGAAGUUGAGAAGUCUGUGAGACAUGCCAGACGUCAAGCCGUGCUCAUCAUUAUAGAAGUGUUGGAUCUUGAAAGUUUGCUGCUAAUGUUGCAUAGUGAAACCCCCUUCAGUCAAGGUGGAUGUGCCUUGUCAGUAGACGAGUUGCUACAGCUGGAUGCAGUAAUGGCUGGGUUGGAUUUGGACCGAGCUCCUGAGUAUAGCCCUGUUUUGCUGAGUUGGGCCAUAUUCCUGUGCCUCGUCUCAUUUCUUCCCCUUAAUGACGGACAGACAGGCCUAUCUGAAGUGGAUCACACAGCGUAUGUGAAGCAGGCGUACGAUGCUGGUGCUUACAAUUUCUUGGUGGACAUGCUCCGUGAUGACUAUUUCCAAGAGUUCGAUAUUCAGGUAGGCGGCUACAAAAGUGUCAUCAAGACCCUUAUGGCAGCUUUUCUUGCUGCCUAUGACUUUGCUAGUCAGAUGACAAUAGACGGACAUGACAUUCUCGUCGAUAUACUUUGUGAACUCUAUCGCGGUCAGGAAGCUCUUUGCCUGGAGCUUUGGGAUCGGGACAGUGUGAUCGAUGGACCAAUUCGGAGCUUGUUAUUUUCCCUGUGGGAUUCUUUCCCGUAUCAAACUUCAUCUCUCGUUCGGCUGCUUGGUGCUCAGUGUGAGGGUACAUGGCCAGCAGAAUGUGUAUACGACUUUCUCUAUAAGAUGGUUGACAUAACGUGUUUAUAUCAACGUCAUGAACUAUCUUUGACUAACGAGAGUGGAACUAUGGUCCAAACUCCUGUGACUCUGCAAGUACCCGAUGCUCCAGGCCUACUUAUACCAGCUGGUUCAUCUGGAUCCAUAUUGAGAGAGCUUGACGGGGGUGUCUGCCUUGUGCGCUGGGAGUGUAAGCACAGUGGAAUUGUUGUUCUACUACUCCGAAUGCUGCAACGGUCCAGUGUCAGUUAUCAGUUCGAAGAAGUUCUGGCGACCGUUGACCUUAUUAACCGAAUGCUGACAUGUAAUAAGGUUCUCACCCAGCUCCUUUUAGAUCUGGAUGGGGCUUCAGCGACAGUAGGUGCUCGUCGUGAUGGACGAAUGGAGAGCUCUUUGAGACUGGACGUGGUAAGCAUGAUCUGCUGUGUGAUCAAUGGUUUGGUUCAAAAUUCUGGAGAUGACAAGAUGGUUGCAUCCUGUAUUGGAAUCCUUACAUCGUUCGCUUUAUGCUGUCCCGAGCGAGUGAUGAUGGAGUUAGGUCAGAGCAUUCUUCUUCAGCCGUCUGGAAGUUAUCUAAGCUUCAGUGAUGGCGGUGCCUUUCCAGGUACUCUUUUGCAUGAGUUGAUUGUGAAGACAGAACAAAGUUGUGGUCGGUAUCCUCUUACAAUAGCAGUUUUGGAUUUCUGCAAUACAAUGGUGGAGAAAGGAGUCGUCGCAGAUUCAUUGGCAUCUUUGUUGUUGCAUGUUGUCGGAAAUCUCUUUGUGAACCAUAGUCACUGGAAGUAUCAGCAAUGGCACGAGCGAUGGAUUAUAACCACCAAAGUUCUGUCCAUUUUACGCACUGUGCUUACAGGCAUCAUACGAUCCAAAGAAGUCUCAAACUUAAAAGGAGUUUUGGAGCUGCUAUUGUAUGACUGCAUUAUCCAUGACGCUCUCAUAAGUAUCCUUUCUGUCAACGCCCAAGAAUUGGAGGAGCUACACUAUAACCGUGCCGUCGGCGUGAAAGAAAUUGAGUGGCUUCAGCAAGCAAUCUUUUCCGUUUUAAUGUUACUUCACGAUCUCGUGCUGGAUGUCUCGUCUGGUGUCUGCUCAAAGGAGUAUGGAGGCACCACAUUGUUGGAACAAACCUUGUUCCGGAAAACAGCAGGUUCUUUGCCUGUUGUAACUGCUAUCGCAUCGUUUUUGGGCUUCUCUCGAAAUGGGGACUUACAAUUCGCCAGUGCGAAAGCCCUGACGAGUUUGUUCCUUCUCGCUCAAAAGUCUCGGACACAUCCUUUCAGUAUAGCGAACUAUAUAUCUAGCAAUGAUCAGAAAUUGGUGAUGCGUAGCGCGAUUGGUGAUUUGUUGUCUGAAGAGACAGCCAUUUCCAACUGCUCCCUUUUUGAAGCUGUUAUCGAUCUUCUGACGGCAGCAGUCCGGUGGCAGCCUGCUUUAGUGGAGCAACUUCUCUUCCCAAUGGAGCAGUACGAAGUGCUUGAGAGAUCUUCCGACAAGGAGUCAGCAAAGAUUGCAAACUUUAAAAGCGCAGCAAGGCCGGAGUGGUUCUCAGAAGGGCUCGAUGCUCUCUGGAAGUUUGUGACGAACUCCGCGGCGCUAGGCAAAAGCCAUCCUCGAGUACUAGCUCGAGUCCUCUUCCUGCUGGCAGCAAUUUGGGAAGGAGGCACAGAUUACAUGCGCAUCAUAGAGGCACUUCGAAGCCGGAAUCAGUUUUGGAGGCACCUCACGGGUUGCCUUUCUUUCACUAAUGCUGCAGCCUCGGAUACACCUACGCUUCUUUCCAAGAUCAUGGUUACUGUUGAUCCCGAAACGUCCAUAACCUCAAGCAUAAGCAAGGAUAAACUCGUUGAAUUUUCUUUCCGGUACUCCUGUGAAGCAUCUGUUUUCUCAAUCAUGGCCCGAGACAUUUUUCUCCAACAGCAUCUUGUGCAAACGGGAGUUCUGGGCGUAAAGAAUGGUGCACUCGCUGGUUCUGUAGAAGACAACAAAGAUGACGUGGGAGGAGGGACAGCUCAAACGAGCAGCGGAACCACCAAAUCUAAGCAGGCUAUUGAAGCGUCAGGUGCUCAGCAGGUUGUGACAGAGUGGUGCAGGGCUUUCCAGAUGAGCGCAAUUAUGAGAUCGUAUGCGCAUAGUUUGUAUGAUAAAAGUGUGCUACUUCGUGCGAAGGCUGAAGCCCGUCUGUUAAUUGUCGGUUUGAUGGGAAAGAUUCUAUCCGGUGAUUGUAGAGGACUUAACGCAGCACUUGCGAGAAGAAUACGAGACGCAGCUAAGCAGAUCAGUCAACAUCCGUCGCUUGAAGAACUUUCCGAGGAAUACUCUACUCGUGGUUACAGUUACGGUGAAAGGCUACAAGUAAUGCUUGUCAACGACCUUUUCCACCACCUCCAAGGCGAACUAGAUGGAGGAAGGCCUAUACCGUCGGGCUCGUUUCAACAUGUGGCAGAUUUCCUCGUUAGUAAUGAGGUUGACUUGUUACUCCAACCUACUGUUUCAACUAAGCUACCAGAUCUUCAUCCAUGUUACGGUGAUACCUUUAUCUACGACACUGUCGCGCUGGAAGCAGAACUUGGGCUCGAGUGGUGGGCCACUGCAGAUUUUGGUGUUGUAACGGCAUAUGUUGCAGAAAGCACCUCUAAGUGGCUACAGAGCUCCAAUGCGAUGGCUUGUCUAGGGGAUUCCCAACUUUCUGCCUUAAAAUCCUGGACAACUCUUCUCUCAGUAACGGUUUUCAAUAAACUUGAGGCUCAUUCUCUAUCAGAAAUUGAUUGGACCGACGCUACACUGAAAAGCUACAACACAGAGCUCUGCGAUGCCUUAGAGGGAAUACUCAGCUCCAUAGGACAAUCAGGGGAUACAAGUAACCUUACCCCGAACUUCAUGACAUCCCAAGUGCAGUUGGUUUUGGUUUUUAUUCGAUGGUUAUCUUGCCUGGGCAAGCCUUCUAUGCAGGUGUCUGUUUGGGGCAUAUGUGCCCACUUAUCUCGCACGGUGGUGAAUUGCCUCAGGAAACUUCUUGAUGCUCGCUGUUUCUUACCGCAGCAAACGACAGACUUAUUGAAGCCUCUUCUGGGUGGUCUUCUUCUUAUUUUAGAGUUAAUGCAGUCCCAAAAGAGUAUUCUUGAUAGUAAACAGGGAUCCAGCGUGAUCGAGGAUAAGGAGGCUGGAGAUGCGUUUGCGGACGUGACAUUAGUCGGCCUGGGAUUUCUACCAUCACUUUGCCAUGCUGCGGAGAAGAGCGAAUUUGCAAAUAUUUCCUUAGCCAUAAUCAACGCAUUUAUGAAGAACUUUUUGGCACCUUCCACAUGGUUCCCUGUACUGCAGGACCAUUUUCCUCUCGGGGUUUCUCUCUCAAGGAUGCACGAGGAUCCACAAGGACUUGACUUCUCAAAGAUGAUGUUAAACUUCUGUUUACUGUUUGUGCGUCUAAGAAAUGGGGCAGAAUUGCUCCACGGAGCGGGAAUAUUCUCUCAUUUGCGAAUGCUCAACAAUCAGUUCAAGGAAGAAUUAUCUUUCUCCUCAGGAGAUAUGGAAGGGCCUUUCUCUGUAUUUUGGAAAAAUGGUAAACAGCACGACGGGCUUUGGGGGCUGGGUGUUUCCGUCGUAACGGGUCUGGUGCUUUCACUGGCCGAUAAGGACCCUGGAGGAUUAGUACUACAGAAUGCUAUAACCUACAUACAGUUGGAGAAAGAUCGUCUCUUGGGAGCACUUCGUUCGCCCAGUACACCCUUGGACCUGCAAGGCAGAAAGAAAGCGAAGCUUCAAAGGCCUCGUACUACACUUUCAGCUCUGCAGGAGACACAGCAUGUUGUAGCUCUGCUUUGUGAGGUUUCUCAUCAUAAUGCACAAUGGACCUGUACACUGAAAGAGUCAGUCUCCGACUUUGGGGAAUUGGUUGUUCACCUCUUGGCCUUUAUAGCUAGAGAGGGUCUUGUCCGACUGGGUAGCACUAUCCGUAGUGGAACUGGGACAGGAUUCAGUUGUUCUCCUGUGCUCAAAGACGAAAUUGUAGAUCAUACCAAGUCACCUACUGUGGGUAGUACAUGUGCUUGGUUUGCCGUUACUGCAACAGGAUGUUAUGUUGAAUCGAGCGAACCAUCUGACAGCUCACAGUCAAGUGUUCGUAGUCCAUCCCAGCCGCGUCAUCAUUCACCUAACAGAAGGACAUCCUCCUUGUCAUCAUCACCUGUUGGUGGAUUACGUGCUUCAGAAUACUCCGAAAGGGUUGCCAUCCAGAUCUAUAAGUUGGCGUUCCUCCUACUAAGACUCCUCUGUCAGCAGGCACAUCACGCAAUUGCAAGAGUAGAAGAAGGUGGUCCGCCUGAUUACUUGCAUUUUCCCGAGCUUCCAGCUCCUGAGAUUCUGCAUGGCUUACAGGAUCAGGUCGUGGCGAUAGUUACAGAAGUCUGUGGAAAGCCGCCGAACAAAGCAGCACUAGAAGUCAGUCGUCUUCUUCUUUCGAUCUUGGAGAUGACUUUGUAUUUGGAAGUCUGUAUCGUUAGAACAUGUGGUGUCGGGGCUCAGCCAAUGCGCUCCGAUGACUUUGGAAAAGAUUACAAGGCCAUGCUUCUAGCUGGAUGUGCCCAUACUUUUUUGGAAGCCUCCUUUCAGUCGUUAAAGCGAAUUAUGGCGACAGCGCAUCCAGCUCUUGUAUAAAUCGGUUCUAUCGAGGUCUUUCCAGCUUCGAUGUUCCUUAUCGAAGCUUUUCUACCUACAGACUCGUUGCGAUCAUAAAAUUGUAUAGGUAGUAGUACGUCGAGUCCGAUAGAUAGGCAUUGGCCUGAAUCUCGUUAAGCUAGUAUAAAGCAUCCAGGAGAGUAUGGUGCCUAAAGUAGCGAGAUUCCCAAGAUUUUGUCCUUUAAGAAAUCCCGCUGUACAUGUGAGCAUCAACAACGGCUUUUGAACGACCUUGACCUCCGGAUUCUUGUUUCAUUGCUUCACUACAACACAGGUGAAUUACUCAUCACUUGUAGAAGAAGCAAGCUGACUCGGAAUUGUCUGUGAGAUGUUCGAAGAGUAAAAGUUUUGAGAUGAAUCUUUUUAUCAGCUUUGGUUUCACCCCGUCUGUUUGAGGUGCAAUUGACCUUAGUCAUAUACCUGGUUGAAAGCAUUGCCUUACAAA
This is a messenger RNA of Marchantia polymorpha subsp. ruderalis, 7094 nucleotides long. Lineage: Eukaryota; Viridiplantae; Streptophyta; Marchantiopsida; Marchantiales; Marchantiaceae. The record is from the annotation of a GenBank genome assembly.